Molecule: messenger RNA, 815 nt
Organism: Triplophysa rosa
Lineage: Eukaryota; Metazoa; Chordata; Actinopteri; Cypriniformes; Nemacheilidae
Gene: tbcela
Product: tubulin folding cofactor E-like a
Exons: 5
Coding region: 351-815 (154 amino acids)
Molecular function (GO): protein binding
Source: RefSeq, a predicted model, not a curated record
GAUUUGCGUUUCUGAUGUUGUGCUGCCACCUUCUGCACUGGAGCUAACGUUAUAGUCUGCAAAACAACAACACCGCUUCGCCAAUAGGAAGUAACUACGCUAGAUCUUCGUGUUCAAAUACAGUCAACGGAACAACAACAAAAACAAGCAGAGCGAUUUGCUGAACCUUUGUCAUCGGUCAAAGGUCAUGAGAUGCCCCUGACCCACAAGGUCCAUUUCUGAAUGCGGUACUUCCAUAGGCAUCGGAGAAUUGGGAACCAGAGAGAAGGCCCUCCAUCAAUGAGCUUCUAUUUGACCUUGAGAUCCAAACAGGAGACCUCAUAUCUGAAGGUGUGAGCGUGGGAGGUGAGAUGGAGUCACAUGAGCGAGGAGGACGCACUUUGGUGCAGGUGAUCAGUGAGAAGUACAGCCCUGACAAUUUCCCAUACUGCCGUGGGUCAGGGGUUGGAGUAGUGAUCCGGUCGAGUCCUCAGGGUUCACCUGUCAAAGAUCGUCUAAAUCUGCCCAGAAUUCUGGUCCUGGAUGGUUGUGGAAUCACGCAGGCUGGAGAUGAGGAGGAGGUGGCCGCCUUCUGUUCUCACGUGGUUGAGCUGGACCUCUCUCACAACCAGCUGAAAGACUGGGGAGAGAUAAGUAAGAUCCUGUCUAAUAUCCCUAACCUGGACUUUCUCAAUCUGAGUAUGAAUCCACUGAGAGGGUCGUGUCUGGAAGCUGGAGCAGCUGAAGCGUUCUCGGGCCUCCGCCGCCUCGUCCUCACUAACACACACGUCACCUGGAACAUGGUGCAUACGCUUACACGAGAGACCCCAGAGUAA